UUCGAUUGCUUGCCCGUUUCAAAUAAACACGUGCGCCUGGUGAACGUGUUUUUGUUUAAGGCGUAGCUUAACAUUUAUUUUGUUAACUAUGGAAGUAGCAGAGCUGGAAAUGGCGCCAGGUAACAGUUCGGAGACAACAACAGUUACCAAUGAGGUAACAAUGACAGCAGUGGCCACAAAUGCGAGCAUCGCUACAGAAACUGUGCCAGCAACAGCAGAUGCAACCACUAUCGAAGUGAGUACCAAAAAUGAUUCAACAGCAGUUGUUAGUGAAUCAAGCCAAACUGAAGCGACAGCAAGUGUACACAAAGAGAAUGAAACAGCGAUGGCAACUAAUCAGGAGCAAGAGCAGACACAAACAGAUUGUGCUUCACCUGCAAAAACUGCAGAACCCACCCAAGUCGAAGCAGAGCUGAACAGUGGAGAAAUAGCUGUUAAUUCUUCAGUGAACCAGACUACCACGAAGAUUUCCACAAAUGUUGCUAGUCCUGAAGAGAAAAUAUCAACCUCGGCAAAAUCAGCAGAAACAGGGCAGAGCAUCGAGCCAGUAAAUGCUUCAAAUUCUCAAGUGGAAGAGAACAACUGUCCGUCUACCGGAGCUGAAGCAGAGCUAAGCAACGCGACAAUCAAUGUCAAUCCAAGAGUGGAACAAGAAACCGUCAGCGAUGUGGUGGUUGAACCAAAGGUAAACCACGAGGCUAGUUCUCAAGGAGAACUUGGUGCUGCUGUUAGUGCAAUGGACUGUGAAACCUCGCCAACAAAUGAAGGUUUAACUCCAUCAGUGAAACAAACAAAUGGCUUAAGUUUACUCUCUGGCUAUGGCUCUGAUAUGGACUCAGACGUGGAAGAGCCACAACCAAUAGCAGACAGCGAUAAUGAUGAUAUUGUGGAAGUACCAGUAACGGGACCCUCUAGUAUGCGUCGUCAAGUUGUGGCCGUCAGCUCGAGCAGCGACAGCAGUAGCGAAUCAAACUCCGAUUCGGAGGCAGAAUAUCUAACAGUAUUGCGCAAGAAAAUAGAUAAACGCAUAAAUACCGAUGAUUGUGAUGACGAUGACGAUGAGGAUUUGGAAGAUGAUUCGAAGCCGCGCCGGCGUCAGCCGCCGAGAGUGCGUGGCGAGAUGUUACUGGAUGACCUACCUCCAAUUGAACAGCUUGAGAUAACCGUUCCGGAGGACGAAUGCAUUGAGCUGGGCAAAGUGCAAUCUAUAGUGGAUCAAUUAGUUUUAGUCAGUGUCCUGCCCAACUCAAUGCUGUUCGAUUUGGACACUGUGCUCUUCCUGGAGAAGGGACGCAAAGUACUUGGCCAGGUCUUCGAUGUGCUCGGCCAGGUGGCCGAUCCACUCUACUGCGUUCGCUUCAAUUCCAAUCAGCAGAUCAAGGAGCGCAACAUCAACGUGGGCGACAUUGUCUACUGUGCCCCACAAACGGAGCACACACAAUUCGUAAUACUGUCCAAACUAAUGCAGGUGCGCGGCUCAGAUGCAUCGUGGGAGCACGACGUGGAACCACCAGCGCGCUUCAUAGAUUACUCUGACGAUGAAGCGGAGCGCGAAGCGCGUUGGGAGCAGCGCAAGAAGCGUCAACGUGAACGCACCAAUUCCACGGACUCUACGGAGACGGUGACCACGUCGACAACAACGAACACAGAAGCUAGCGAGGCAGCGCCUCGACAGCGGGGUCGACGCGCUCAACGCCAGUCGCAGAACUAUUCCCAUGGCAAUCAGCAACAGCAGCGCCAGCACAGUCAAUCACGCUCGCAGUCCAGAGACUCGGAGUACAAUUAUCAUCCCAGCUACAAUCCAGGCAGUUGGCAUUCGAAUUACUAUCACAAUUAUCAUCCACCUGCUGCCAAUUUCAAUAUGAUGCCCGGCAUGGGAUUCCCCAUGUCCGCGCAUGGUUAUGGCUAUAUGCAGGGACCACCGCUGCCACCACCACCUCCGCCACCACAUCCCUAUGGCAUGCCCAUGGGUAUGCCACCUCACAUGUAUCCAACGCAUCCUUCGCCCUAUGGCCCACCCCCUCAUCCGCCACCCAAUUAAACAUCGAAUCCCUUUUAUUCACUUUAUUCCAAUAAAAAAAUUUGUUUAAAAAUUG
Messenger RNA from Drosophila mojavensis, 2096 nucleotides. RefSeq names its product H/ACA ribonucleoprotein complex non-core subunit NAF1. Gene Ontology annotation, biological process: box H/ACA snoRNP assembly; ribosome biogenesis; pseudouridine synthesis. Gene Ontology annotation, molecular function: RNA binding. Lineage: Eukaryota; Metazoa; Arthropoda; Insecta; Diptera; Drosophilidae. The record is from RefSeq and is a predicted model, not a curated record. The transcript is spliced from 2 exons. The coding region runs from base 89 to 2041 and encodes 650 amino acids. Gene Ontology annotation, cellular component: sno(s)RNA-containing ribonucleoprotein complex.